CACCCACACAGCUGGCCCACCCCUGCCUCACAUCCAUGCCGAACUCCCUCACGGGGACCCAGGUGCCGCACCCCACUCUGGACCCAGUCGUCCUGGUGGACCAGAGCCAGAAAGAUGCAGAGGCCACGGGUUCUGCCCCUAUCAUGGAAAAUGGAGACACGGACCCCUGGACCAUCUCUGAGGAGGACACAAGCCAGCCCUGGAAAGAGCUCAGUGUGGCCGGCAGGGCACGCCGGGUGGCCAUCGGUUUCCUCAAGGCCUGUGGACUGCUGGGCAGCCUGUACCUCUUCAUCUGCUCCCUAGACGUGCUCAGUUCUGCCUUCCAGCUGCUGGGCAGUAAAGUGGCCGGAGACAUCUUCAAGGACAAUGUAGUACUGUCUAACCCUGUGGCCGGGCUGGUCAUCGGCGUGCUGGUCACGGUCCUGGUGCAGAGCUCUAGCACCUCCUCGUCCAUCGUGGUCAGCAUGGUGGCCUCUGAACUGCUGACUGUCCAGGCUUCUGUGCCCAUAAUUAUGGGUGUCAACGUGGGCACCUCCAUCACCAGCACCCUAGUGUCCAUGGCCCAGUCGGGGGACCGAGAUGAGUUCAGGAGGGCAUUCGGCGGGUCUGCAGUGCACGGCAUUUUCAACUGGCUGACGGUGCUGAUCUUGCUGCCGCUGGAGAGUGCCGUGGGGGCGCUGGAGAGACUCAGCCAGCUGACCCUGGGUACCAUCCACCUGGAGCCGGGGAUGCGUACCCCCGACAUCCUCAAGGUGCUGACAGAGCCGCUCACACACCUCAUUAUACAGCUGGACACUGACGCCAUCACCGACAGCGCCACGGGCAAUGCCACCAACAGCAGCAUUAUCAAGCGGUGGUGUGGGACCGAGGAGGAGCCGACCCAGGGCAGCGACUGCGGAGACCUCUGCUCCUCCCAGAACAGCUCUACCGUGCUGGUGCCCUGCCACCACCUGUUCACCUACUCAUCGCUCAGCGACCUGGCCGUGGGCCUCAUCCUGCUGGCCGGCUCCCUGCUGGUGCUGUGCUCCUGCUUGGUGCUCAUCGUCAAGCUGCUCAACUCGGUGCUUCGCGGCCGCGUGGCCCAGGCCGUGCGGGCCAUCGUCAACGCAGACUUCCCCUUCCCCUUCGGCUGGCUCAGCGGCUACCUGGCCAUCCUGGUCGGCGCGGGCCUGACCUUCGUGCUCCAGAGCAGCAGCGUCUUCACGGCCGCCAUCGUGCCGCUCAUGGGGGUCGGCGUGAUCAGCCUGGAGCGGGCGUACCCCCUCCUCCUGGGAUCCAACAUCGGCACCACCACCACGGCCGUGCUGGCGGCCCUGGCCAGCCCCGCGGACAAGCUGCUCUCCGCCGUCCAGGUGGCGCUCAUCCACUUCUACUUCAACCUGGCGGGCAUCCUGCUGUGGUACGUGGUUCCCGUCCUGCGGCUGCCCAUCCCGCUGGCCAAGCGCUUCGGGAACGUGACCGCGCGCUACCGCUGGGUGGCCGUCCUGUACCUGCUGCUCAGCUUCCUGCUGCUGCCGCUGGCCGCCUUCGGGCUGUCGCUGGCGGGGGGCGUGGUGCUGGCGGCCGUCGGGGGGCCGCUGCUGGUGCUGCUGCUCCUAGUGAUCCUGGUGAACGUGCUGCAGCGGCACCGGCCCGCCUGGCUGCCCCGCCGCCUGCGCUCCUGGGCCUGGCUGCCCCGCUGGAUGCGCUCCCUGGAGCCCUGGGACCGCCUGGUGACGCGCUGCUUCCCCUGCGGCAUCUGCGGGUCCCCCGCGGGCUCCACCAAGGAAGCCCACUGCUACGACAACCCCGCUGUGCUGGCCUCGCAGUGGCUGUGA
Sorex fumeus (smoky shrew) is the source of this 1817-nucleotide messenger RNA. RefSeq names its product solute carrier family 34 member 3 (gene SLC34A3). The record is from RefSeq and is a predicted model, not a curated record. Gene Ontology annotation, cellular component: vesicle; apical plasma membrane; brush border. The transcript is spliced from 13 exons. Gene Ontology annotation, biological process: sodium-dependent phosphate transport; intracellular phosphate ion homeostasis. Gene Ontology annotation, molecular function: sodium:phosphate symporter activity. NCBI's taxonomy places the organism in Eukaryota, Metazoa, Chordata, Mammalia, Eulipotyphla, Soricidae. Bases 36 to 1817 code for a protein of 593 amino acids.